AUGAAAAAUCUAUGGAUUGACAUAGAUAAAGAAGAUGAAUUAAAUGCAACAGAAAUUGCAUUGGCACGAAAAGCAUUUUUUGAAAUCGUUGUACGUUGCGACGGUGCUCAUUCAAUGUUCAUACAAUCGGUAGCUGAAGACAAUUCAGUCAAAGCGCUGAAAGCUUUAAGAGCUAAGUAUGAAGGCACCGGAGCGAUGUCAACGUUUGAGAUUUUAUAUCGCGCACUCACUACAAAGCACACCAAUGGACCAAUUGAUGUGUUUGUAGAAGAAAUUCGACGCCAUUUCCGUCGCCUUAAGGAAAAGGGAAUUGAUUUGCCAGAAAUGAUUCCAAUCAAUCAUUUGGUUGAAGAUUGCUAUUUGAAACAUGGAAGAAAUGCAAAAAAUGUAAAAAAUGGAAAACAAUUUCAGCCAAAAAUUUACAACAAUAACAACAAAAAGCAAUUUUCCAAUUAUUCCUCAGAAGCAAAUGGAACUGCUGAAGCAGGUGAAGCUUCUUCCAUGUAUGCUGAAACCAUCCAUUCAGCAUUUAUUGCAAAUACUAACCCAUUUAAAAAGCCAAAAAUUAAAAAUAUUUUUAAUCGCUUAGCGCCAGCUAAUGCAACAAAUGCAUCACGUCGCGCAACAUUUGAAAAAUGUGACACGCGACGCAAAGUAAUUUACACAUCUAGGGUUGCAACCCCAAUUGAUAAAGAAUUGAGAGAAGAUGAAAAAUUACAAAAUUCAUCGUUAUCACCAAAAUCACCUAAAAGGUAUUGGAAUGGUGAAGGAGAUAAUGACUUCUCGAAAAUUCCGCGUACUCCUGGAAGAGAUAUUAAAUCAGAUGAUGAAGAAACUGAUAUUGGUUGUUCCGAAAUUGAAUUAUAUUUGAAAAACGGAGAAAUUGAUAUAGGAACCAAUAAAAAUUGUUCUUGA
Messenger RNA from Clunio marinus, 915 nucleotides. Lineage: Eukaryota; Metazoa; Arthropoda; Insecta; Diptera; Chironomidae. The record is from the annotation of a GenBank genome assembly.